CCCGGGGCGUAGGUUAUAAAUGCUGGACUUCGACCCGUUAGCUAUCAACUGCAGGCAUGGUCUAGGACCGUCAUGAAAGAGCCAUCUACAACAAAAAUCGAAGGUUCGGUUCCUGCGGUUCAGACGAGAUAUGGGUAAUAAGGAUAGAAUUCAUUUGCUAAGACAACUCAAGAAGUCAAUGGCUUGAGCUCGAGGUCGUCGAGAUUUAGAGCGUCGACUAGUGAUGAAGAUCAUGGGACUUGUUUAGACUCGGACCAUAGAUUAGACAGAUGCAAUUGUGUCUGACCCUUUACGUUUAGGUUUCAACUGGUCUGACUCAGAGUCAUGUCUGAUACACUAGACCACUAGGCAGGUUUCGGAUAAUCAUGCCAGGUCUGUCAUUAUAUUUUCUGGGUCUGUGCCAGUCUGCACUUCCCUUCAUCUUCUUAAAGUCAGAGUUUGGACACGAAUCAAUGGCCAUCAGCUUUAGGACUGCCCGAAGGUUCUCGAUGGGAUUGAUUGGGAUGCUCUCUCUCGCAUGCCUUGCGCUCUCCCUCUUUCUCUGGGGAGCCGGAUACUCCAAGUCGAAGAACAUCGGUGCUGUGAUCGUCAUCCCGACAGGUGCAUUUAUCGGCUCUAUAUGGACAAUAUUUACCAAGGUGGUACAUAAACCGCAGCUCGUUUCAGUAGAGGCCACAUGGACGUUUGCCUUGUUACCUUUCGAAAUAUUACUAGGUCUUUUCUCCGUCAAUCUCAAUAUCGCAAAUAUGCCUACUGCGCAUACCGCCUACUUGUGCCUCGCAACACUUAUAUGGCUUAACGCAGCUCUGGUUGUCAUAUACGUGACAACCAUCAUUCUCCUUGCCAUUCUUACUCAGGUUUUGCAUGAUCAGGAUGUUUGGUCUCGUGACAUUGAUUCGAGUCCGUCUCCGUUCCCACUGCAUAUCAUCGUCACAUACGCCCUUUCGUCUCUAACUCGACCCUUUUCCUUGGUUACCCGUCAAAACCGACCGACAUCCCCUGUAUCAAAGGAACACUGUCUUCCUGGCUGUACUUGCUCCCGUAAACUUCCGAACUCCUCAUCUCUCGCAGACUGGCGGACUCUCGGGCCAACCUUGGAGAAUACUACCAGCGAUGUAUCAAGUAGUCCGCACUCCCUCAUCAAUAUUCGUGUCCCAACAGCGAUGGAAAGACCAAAACCAAUUGCCGUCACACUUCGGUCACGAUAAAACUUGUCAGACUCCUACUACAUUAUUACUAGAUGCAUAAAUUCGCCUACAAAAUACACUCAAAUUCACUGUGUUCUCAAUUGAGAAACCACGAUAUUAAUUACAGCGACACACAAACCUAGUAAGAUUGUACAACUAGGGAUGUGAACAGAAUAAAAUAUGAUACGAAGGCCCCUCUCGUUCCUUCAUUCCUAAGUCUGAAGUUCAUUCUGGAGUUGUUUGAGCAAAGUGGGAUCUGUCUUGUUUAUAUACUGAUUGAAGAUAUGAAUGCCUCCGCAGUUGCGCUCAGCUUCCUGUAAUGCUGCAGCCACAUAAUUAGUGAGCUGCGUGAUGCGAACAGGAUCAUUGUCUAGGAA
This is a messenger RNA of Suillus fuscotomentosus, 1564 nucleotides long. RefSeq lists its product as uncharacterized. The transcript is spliced from 7 exons. The record is from RefSeq and is a predicted model, not a curated record. NCBI's taxonomy places the organism in Eukaryota, Fungi, Basidiomycota, Agaricomycetes, Boletales, Suillaceae. Bases 366 to 1208 code for a protein of 280 amino acids.